Styela clava is the source of this 1619-nucleotide messenger RNA. Lineage: Eukaryota; Metazoa; Chordata; Ascidiacea; Stolidobranchia; Styelidae. The record is from RefSeq and is a predicted model, not a curated record.
AAGACGCACAGACUUCACCGGUGCUGAUAUGUGCCGAUCGGCCUCAACUGUAGCGGCGGCGCUUAGUCAUUCGUCUCUCUUUUCUGAAGCUCUAUCGCCGUCGUCAAAAUAUCAAACGAUUCAAAGAAUUCGUAUACUAAAAAGUAAGAAAGUGGUUAAAUUAAAAAGAACUCAGUCGUCCGCAAUUCUUGUAUCAUUAUGCAGCGUGGAGGGAAUUCCUUCUCUUUUGUACACUCUGCGAUCACAGGACUUAAGGAGCCACAGUGGCCAAGUGAGUUUUCCUGGAGGUCAAUUUGAUGAGAGUGACAGAGAUGUGAUUCAUACUGCAAUCAGAGAAACGGAAGAGGAAAUUGGUAUACCACAAUCUUCAAUCGAUGUUUGGGAGGUUUUACCACCAAUUGGGAGGUACUACAUGAACCCAAUCCAUCCAGUUGUUGGGAACCUUGGCAGCGUAACAGUUGAUAAUCUCAUGAUAAACGAUUCGGAGGUCUCUAAGGUAUUCACUGUUCCAUUAGAAUAUCUAUGUUGUCGUGAUAAUAUAAAGCAAACAAGUUUUCGUCCUCCUGUGGAUUCCGCCUAUGCACUACCAUAUAUUUUGCCAGUGUUCACUACAAAACCUAGGAUAUGGGGACUGACAGCUGUAGCAACAGAGUUAUUUCUUUCCACUAUGUAUCCUGGUAUAUUUCCUAGGCCUGUUGGUAAAUUCUUACCAAGGUAGCAAAGACUCGCCUUUUCUUCUUCAUAUUGCUAUAUGGUAAAAACCUUUUAAUCAUUAUCUUACCGUAAUUAGUGCAUUUUACUGUUUUAUCUGCACAAUUAAAAUUAUAUUACUACUUAUUUAUAUGUUAAUUUAAGUUUUCAAGUGUGUCGAUAAUUUCAAAAAGGGUGAAGUGAUCACCUGUUUUUUUAGUAUUGCUGGGGUUUUAAAUUUGAAGAACAUAUUCAUUGCCUUAUCUGCUUUUUCAGGAAUUGAAGUUCAUAUGCUUUUUUGUAAAAUAUAUACUUGUAAGUAUAUUUGACAUCAUGCUCCUCAGGGAAUAUUUUCGCUAUGUAUAAAACAUGGAGAGAUAUUCUCUGUUCAAAAGUUUUAAAUGCAAACAAUUUAACUACCAUCUAAAUCACUUAGCAUGGAGAUUCUGUUCAAAUCCUUGUUUUUGAGAAUUUUAUAUUGCAGGUGAAUAUUUAUAUCUUUAUGAGAUCGGCCAUUAAAAAUUGGGGAGUUCUGCUAACAAUCCUGAUUAACUAUGCACUGCAGUUGGGAGACUAGAAAGGUACAAAUGCACAACAGUUGCCAUAGGAGCCAGACGGAUGUGAUUGUCAGUAUUCGUAAUAUUGUCACUCUGAAAUGGCUGAUAGAAUGUCAUAAAUGUUGUGGUUAUUGCCAGAUUUUGAUUGGAUGUACUCAUAUCUCUGGGUGUGUAUUGAUUGUGUAUCUAAAAUCGGUAAAUAAAGCAUAUUUAUUAAAAUCCACUUAGUACGAUUUUAUUUGAGCACAUAAAUCAGUAAAUAAAGAAUUGUUAAUCGCAAUGAUGUUUAUGGCUGGCCACAGUUUUAGUUCAAACAUAAGAAUAAGCGCUUUUUUAUAAUAAUAAAAUAAUCUCAACAUUGCAGUCCUUAUA